AUGUCUACGCCGAACCCGCAUGCACCAGUCGACGCCGCGAAAGAUCCGAUGAAAAUUCCCAUUACUUAUAUUUGCGGCGAUUGCCACUCAGAGAACGAAAUCAAGCCGAAAGACGCCAUUCGUUGCCGAGAAUGUGGGCACCGAAUCUUGUACAAAAAGCGGACGAAAAGAGCGAGUGUCUUCGACGCAAGAUAG
Notodromas monacha is the source of this 195-nucleotide messenger RNA. The record is from the annotation of a GenBank genome assembly. Lineage: Eukaryota; Metazoa; Arthropoda; Ostracoda; Podocopida; Cyprididae.